Symbiodinium necroappetens is the source of this 1034-nucleotide messenger RNA. Lineage: Eukaryota; Dinophyceae; Suessiales; Symbiodiniaceae. The record is from the annotation of a GenBank genome assembly.
GUGCUGUUCCUGGUGGCUUGGCCAUCAAGCAAGCUGCUGGUGGCUUGCAGGUGGAUCUUUCCGGACUGCAAUUUGGCCAGUCUCGGCAUGUCCUCCUGCGUCCAUCUGUGACUUCAGACGCACACAGCGCCAUAUCGCUGACGCUGGAGUACGACACACGCAGCCGAGCUAGACGCAGCGUGUCGCUGUCAUGCAUGCUCCGUGACCUGCUUCCGGCGGAAGAAGGCAUCGCCCAGAAGUCCCGAGUCCUGCUUGUGGACGGUGUUCGGAUGGCGAUGAGCACCUUAAAGCAGACUCAGCUGGACAAGCUGAAGGAGGUGCCACUGCCCCUCCCCAAGGCGCAGGAGCAGAUCGCGGAACUAGAGAGCUCCAUCAGAGCGCUGGGUGGAAGCUCCGAGGCUGUGGAAGCCUUGUUGGAGGACUUGUCUGGGCAGGUGGCUGAAGCCUUCUCCCGCGAGGAGUGGUACACGAGGUGGGGCGUCCACUUUCUUCCAUCGCUACUGUGUGCACAUGCUUCCCAACAAUGCAAUAACUUCAAGGACCCUGGAGUUCAGCACUACGGAGGUGAUCUGUUUGCCGACUUGCGAGACCAAGCUGACGAGGGGGCCGGGGAUGCGACCAAUCGAGGGCAUGCCCAGGGAAGUGGAAAAGGCUGGAGGCCAUGGAAGCCAGAGUCCACGGUAGCGGUCACCGGCAUCACAGACAAGAUGAAGAAGACAGUGCUGCAAGCCUCUUUCGGGGAAUUUGGCAGGAUCAUACGCAUCGAGGUGCCGGAUGGCAAGACAGUUGCCUUCGUGGAGUUCGAAGAGCACCGAGAUGCCAACGAUGCUGUGAAAGAGAUGCACAAUGCUCUCGUAGAGGGGCGUCGAAUUGGAGUUCGAAUGGUGGAGGAUUUGGAAACCAAGCAGCAUCGCGGUCGUGAAGAUCCUCCCGACAGGCCUCGAGACCGCAGUCGAAGCCAAGCGCGAAGGCCUGGAGUAUCACUCUCUGAGGCUUCGACUCGAGCAAGCAGCACACACAGGUCAAGACGGUGA